UCUCUAUAAAUAUAAGCAGUAUUCGAUAAUUUCAAACACAACUUCUCAGCAAAGUCGACAACUACUAUACUAAUUCUCAAGUCUAUAAUUAGAAGAGAUAUAUCUUAGUUUUUAAUACUAUUUUUUGAAUGGCGAGGAUGAUCGGACCUUUUGAAGUCCUACCGGCGAUUCUUGUUUUCCCGGUGAGGGUCUCAGCUUCGCCUUCUUUGGGGACGAUAUACGAGGAGAAAGAUGAUGAAAAAUUUAUUCAACCAGAGAUCAAGGCUCGAGAGUUGUAGAUUUUGCAUUUUAGCAGUUUUUUUUUUGCCUUUUCUUGGUUGUUCUGAGAUUCAAACUCCUUUUCAUUGGCAUUAUAGUCAUGAAAUAAAAUUGAAGAUCAUCAAAAUUUGUCAAGAUGAUUAAACAUUACUGUUUUCGUUAUACAAACUUUUUAUAUAAUUAUAAUCUAAGAUUUAAGAUC
Raphanus sativus (radish) is the source of this 460-nucleotide messenger RNA. RefSeq lists its product as uncharacterized. The transcript has a single exon. NCBI's taxonomy places the organism in Eukaryota, Viridiplantae, Streptophyta, Magnoliopsida, Brassicales, Brassicaceae. The record is from RefSeq and is a predicted model, not a curated record. Bases 129 to 278 code for a protein of 49 amino acids.